AUGUUUGAGGUGACUGGACCCCUGUCGGCCCAGUGUGAGAGGCUUGACCUAUGCAUCCUAGGACCCCUGUCGGCCCAGUGUGAGAGGCCUGACCUAUGCAUCCUCGGACCCCUGUCGGCCCAGUGUGAGAGGCCUGACCUAUGCAUCCCAGGACCCCUGUCGGCCCAGUGUGAGAGGCUUGACCUAUGCAUCCUAGGACCCCUGUCGGCCCAGUGUGAGAGGCCUGACCUAUGCAUCCUCGGACCCCUGUCGGCCCAGUGUGAGAGGCCUGACCUAUGCAUCCUCGGACCCCUGUCGGCCCAGUGUGAGAGGCCUGACCUAUGCAUCCUAGGACCCCUGUCGGCCCAGUGUGAGAGGCCUGACCUAUGCAUCCUAGGACCCCUGUCGGCCCAGUGUGAGAGGCCUGACCUAUGCAUCCUAGGACCCCUGUCGGCCCAGUGUGAGAGGCCUGACCUAUGCAUCCUAGGACCCCCUGUCGGCCCAGUGUGA
Messenger RNA from Oncorhynchus masou masou (cherry salmon), 489 nucleotides. RefSeq names its product keratin-associated protein 4-3-like. The transcript is spliced from 2 exons. Lineage: Eukaryota; Metazoa; Chordata; Actinopteri; Salmoniformes; Salmonidae. Bases 1 to 489 code for a protein of 162 amino acids. The record is from RefSeq and is a predicted model, not a curated record.